Messenger RNA from Hibiscus syriacus, 672 nucleotides. RefSeq lists its product as uncharacterized. The record is from RefSeq and is a predicted model, not a curated record. The transcript has 3 exons. Gene Ontology annotation, molecular function: 2 iron, 2 sulfur cluster binding; nitrite reductase [NAD(P)H] activity. Lineage: Eukaryota; Viridiplantae; Streptophyta; Magnoliopsida; Malvales; Malvaceae. The annotation marks the transcript as partial.
UCGACGGAAAUACCUUCCGUGAGCGAACAUUCAGUGGCUUCGGGCGGCGUUUCUGGUGGUGAGAACUGGGUGCCGGUGGUCCCGCUGGCGGCGCUGCCAAAUGGAGAGCGGCGUGUGAUCAUACAAGACGGGGAUAACAUCCUAUUGCUUUGGUACAAGGAUGAGGUUUUUGCAAUUGAGAAUCGUUCGCCCGCUGAAGGCGCUUACACGGAGGGCUUGCUCAACGCCAAGCUUACCCAGGAUGGUUGUAUAGUUUGUCCAACAACAGAUAGCACAUUUGAUCUUCGAAACGGAGCCACCAAGGAAUGGUAUCCAAAAAACCCAGUGCUUCGAGCCCUUACACCUACUUUAAGGACACUCUACGUUUACCCUGUAAAAACAGACGGUGAAAAUAUUUAUAUCAGCAUGCAAGGCGGUGUAAAAUCCGAUGCAGCCGCAGAGAUCGUCUUCAGUGGAAAGGCGCAACCGGGGGUAACUGCUUCUGAUGUCAAUCUGGACAAGAUGAGAAUGCUGAUUGAUGAGGACUCGGAGGGGUUUGGUUUCAUCGGAAAGAACGAAAUUAUAAACGGGAAGGCGGCUAUAAUCGGUUUCCUGCUCUUGCUGGAUUUCGAGCUCUUGACUGGUAAAGGUCUCUUGGACUUCUUGUAUGCUGCUACAAAUGCCUUCAAUUAG